UUUGCCCUCUUCGCUCGCAUUCUACCAUUAUUUGCGUGUGUGAUAUUAUUUUUUCCAUUUUAUUUUCGUAUAACUUUCACUUUGUGUUUGGCCUGAACUGAUCGUGGUGGUGUGAAAUUUUGGUUUGUUGUUUUCUCGAAAUUUUCCCAAAACAAGGUCAUUUUCAAGUGUUGCAAGAAUACGUGAUUAAAAAUAUCCUAUUUGCUGGAAAAUAGAACUGCAAGUGUGGUUUGGUGUUCAUCUAUUUGGAAAUUACGUAGUCUCGAGUCGUUCUGUGGUGGUUAAUGUGUCAAUAGUUACUUUAAGCCAAGUGUUAAAUUAAGCCAAGCAAAAUAAAAGAGGGCACACAAAACGACAGUAUAAUAACAAUAAAAUUGUAUUCUUUGGUGGUGCUUGUGCGAUAGAAAGAACGCCUACGAAGUUUCAUUGCAAACUCAUAAAUAUUUGAAAUAAAAAAAUCUCAACAAACAAAUCGGCAAUCAAGUGGCAAGCUAAGGUGUUCUUCGUCCAUGUGUUUUUCGCACGCAGCACCUUAAACAAGUGUAGAAAUGACGUCAAAAUAUGAACGCAUCAAAAACGAGUGCCGUGCCCGUAACAAUGCCUUGUGGGAGGAUCCAGAUUUUCCAGCCGUUCAGUCGUCAGUGUUUUACUAUCAGACUCCCCCGUUUACGUUCCAGUGGCGGCGCAUCUCCGAAAUUGCCGAUAUUAAAAACGCCUGUUUCGUCAAUGAGGCGGAGAAUUUUGAUGUGGUGCCGGGAAAAAUGGGCGAUCGCUGGCUGGUUUCGUGUUUGGGUGUUUUGCACUCUUUGCGCAAUCUCUUUUAUAGAGUUGUGCCAGCCGACCAGAGUUUGAACAAGGCCAAUGGUGUUUUUCGUUUUCGCCUCUGGUGGUGUGGUGAAUGGGUGGAAGUGUUAGUGGACGAUCGAUUGCCCACAAUCAAUGGCCGCUUGGCUUUUUUACAGCCCCAAAGCUCAAAUUGUUAUUGGGCCUCGUUGUUGGAGAAGGCAAUCGCCAAAUUGCAUGGUUCUUAUGAGGCCCUCAAGUACGGCACUCGCUCCGAUGGCCUCAGUGAUCUGCUGGGCGGAGUAGUGGAGUGCAUACCCAUCAAAGCCAACAGUACAUCGGAAUUGAUACGCCCGCAACAGCUUAAGACACAUUUGGAUACGACAUGCAUUAUAACGUGUAUAGCAGCCACAAGUGCAGCAGUGGCUCAGCAUAAAAACACUCCUGAGCGUUUGCCAAAUGGCAUAACACUUAAUGUUAACUACAGGCUAUGUUCCCUGGAUAAAGUGGAAACUUUGCUGGGUGACGCAGUUCAAUUGGUGCGUAUCAAGGAUCCCCUCAAAUGCAAUGCUUUCGCAAACAAUAACGAUUUUGAAGGCGAUUGGUCUGCUUUGUCAUCGACAUGGGAACGUGUUUCGGUGCAAGAACGUGAUCGAUUAUUUGGACAGCUAGAUGUUGGCGAAUUUUGGAUGUCAUUCUUCGAUUUCACGCAAACAUUUUCCAGCUUAGAAGUUAUCUACUUAGAUGCCGACACUGCAAAAGAUGAGCUAUCACUGCAGGAUCGACCAAAGAGAUGGCAAAUGAAAAUGUUCCAGGGACAAUGGAAACGUGGCGUUACGGCUGGCGGUUGCCGUAACCAUGAAUCGUUUCACAUCAACCCACAGCUGCUGCUUAACAUACCGGAAAAACAGGAAAUUGUGGUGGCGCUUAAUCAGCACACGGCCGUUGAGCCAAAAGUCAUUGGAUUUACCAUGUACAAAAUGAGUGGAAUUGCAGGUUCAAAGGUUAAUCAAAAGAUCAGCGAAAGUUUACCCAAAGAUUUUUUCAAAACCCAUGUCAGUUUCCUGAAUUCGGACUAUGGCAACACACGGCAUGUCACCUGCAAAUGUCAACUGGAAGUUGGCCAGUACGUACUGAUGCCCACGACAUACGAGCCAGGGGAGGAGUCUAGCUUUACGGUACGUAUACUUGGGACGGUGCCCCUGCGACUUUCGCUAUUGGAAACACAGACUCUUAUGUUGUUGGAUCCGUUUCCGGUGCUCAAGAAUGAAGCCGAUUCAAUCAAAAUCAAAAAUGUCUGCCAGUAUGAGCCGGUUUUCAUGCAAUUAGCCGACGAGAAUAAAACCAUAAACUGUUUCGAGCUCCAUGAACUCCUAGACGCCUGCCUUCCCAAUGACUACAUCAAGGGAUGCGCCAAUGUGGAUAUCUGCCGGCAAGUCAUUGCCCUUCAGGAUAAAACAGGCACGGGUCGCAUUAAUUUUCUGCAAUUCAAAACAUUCAUGGUCAAUCUAAAGUCGUGGCAAGGCGUUUUUAAAAUGUACACCAAAGAGAAAGCCGGUAUCCUACGCGCCGAACGUCUUAGAGACGCCCUUUACGAUGUUGGCUUCCAGUUGAGCACCGACAUUAUGAACUGCCUAAUGCAGCGUUUCAUACGCAAAGAUGGCACACUGCGACUUAGCGAUUUUGCAUCGGCUGUACUGCAUUUAACAGCAGCAUUUGACUACUUUCAACGCAAGGAUCAUAAUCAGGAUAAUGUCAUUGAGAUCGAAAUGUCCGAUUGGAUAAAAUGUGUCUUGCGUUGCUAACAAAACGCCGCUCAUACGGCGCUUGUCUUCGUAGAACUGCAGUAGUUAAAUUAAAUCUGAUGCGCUUACCAGCCGAAGGCGCAGCACACCAAAAUAGUCUAAUUUAGUGUAUAGAAAACCAUUUUUCUAAUCUUAAGGACCCAUGAUGACUUAUUUCUUUUACGAUUAUUUAAUUUCAUCUCAUCAUCCUCGAGUGUGCUAUAUUGAGCCAAUAGUAGUUUUCUUUUUUACUCUCAAACAUCAUACGAGAAUCUACGAAUCCCGAAACACCAAAAGCUAUCUUCUAAAGACCAGGACUAAAUUCCGAAAGAAACCUACUAAAUUUCUCCUAAAACGAAAUGAGUGUAAAAAAAGAUACUAUUCUUAAAUUAAGUUUAAAGUAUUUCAAAAUUAAAAUGUAUACUAUAUAUAUAUAUAUAUUUUGUUUCGUGUUGCUAUUAAAAAUAGAAUUAACAAAAAAAAAUUCUAAAAGUAAGACAAUGUGUGCUGUCUUCGAAUGUUCAUGCCCAAGUGAAAACUGAUCUGUUAUUUUGAUUAUUUUUUUGCAAUUUGUUAAUUGACGUUGAUUAUAGUAUGUAUAUACCAUUUAAAAUAGUAAAGUUUAACUACUUUAAACAAAAUUAAAAAGGACACCCUUUGAACUUAAUAAUCUAAUCGCUCCUAGAGCUUAUUAGGUCAAGUCAAGGGAUUUGUUCGUCUGGGGUCUAAAUCAUCACAUGAUGGAUAGUGAUAAUAACAAUUUAACUGAAAAUGCUGACUGGAUUUGUCUUGUAUUUAUAUUGCUAAGGCUUUAAUUUAUAACGAUUUAAUUGGCAACCAUUUUUUAUAUAGGUAACAGAAUUGGAAGUGUCACAAUCAUGAGCGUACCGAAGAGGCUCAGGAAUGAGGCCUGAAUCCGAGGGUGGUCCACUAGCUCUACAGGAGCGUAAUUAGACCAAAUAGUUUGGUGGACUGCGAUUUAGAAAAAGUGCAAUGUAUAGAUAAUACAACAGGUUCAGAGAACAUGUUGUUGUUUCAGCAGUGUGUAACACACUGAGGCAGCAGCCCUUGCUGAUGAAGAACUACAUCGAGUCAAUACGGUACGUACAACCGGCUGCCAUGGGAUUGGAGAACAUGUUGUCUUGGCAUAGGCGGAGCGAUGAGGACCACGCCCACUAGGGCACUGGAGACUAUUCUAGAUAUCCGGCCCAGACAUACAGAUUAAGUGUGAGGCAGCCACUGCGGCUAUGAGACUUAAGGCGAUGGAAGAGUGGAUAGGGGAUAAGAGCAGGUCAUACCAUAGUGGCAUAAUCGAGGCGACUAUAGGAAACCUGGAAGGACUGAAAUAUGUUUUCGAUCAGAUACCUGAGACCACACUUGAUGCGAUCACGGUCUUGGGCUAAGUCGACGGACGCUAGGACGACGAAGGUCCUAUGGGGAGAUUCAGAUUGUGAGAAGACAAGGCUAUUACUGAAAGUAAGCAGGCAAUACCUUUCGGUAUCAUAACAGGACACAUAGGAAUACGAGCCCACUUAUGCAAAAUCGGUGCGGCAAGUGAUGGCAUGUUGGGAAGAUGAUGAGACAUUUGUUUUCUACACCGGCGCUUAGUUGGGGACACAACAAUAGACAUGAACCAACUUUGGGGCCUGGUAUGGAGAACAAUUAGGGAUUUUGCAAGUAGCACGGAAUUCCUGACUUAGGUUUUAUUUUUCGAGGUUACUUUUUUAGUAAUUGGAGCGCACAACAAGCCAAUGACUGGCUUAGGUGUAUGUCCAUAGUGUCAUGGGGCGGAUUAAUAUCCACACCCUCUUUUCAAACUAACUUAACCUAACAGAUCACAGUGAUACCAGUGAUACGUUAGAGCAAGUAGUUGAAAGAUGAAAAAACAUUCGCACGCAAUUAUCUACGUUUUCUCCUUUCUUGUGCUACUACAAUAGUUUGCUUGUUUUCCACUUACGACGGACUACUUAGUUUUUGUUAUUGUAACCACAUUUGAAUGAUGUGGUAGCGAUCCUCGUUAAGCUCGUAUAGGUGAGAAAGUUCGUUCCGUUGCAUAGGAACGGUGGGCGUGUUAUACUGUUAGGCGAAACGGCAGGGUAUAAGGGGCGUAACUUACUACGUUGCGGGCAAUCCCAAGUCCGCCUGUCCUAUGUACUAUAUUCACCCUGCGGAAUUUUCAUGUGCAUGUACAUGCCUAGGAGGUACAUCUUUAUUGACGCCGGUUUGCGCAGAGAGGGAGUUCGGGGUUGAGACAUCACGCCUUUUCCUGGAACUUCUGUAUACAUGGAUGAGUCAAAGUUGGAAGAAGGCACCGUGGCAGCAGUCUUCAUUGGGGUUUUAGGAAUUAAGGUUCGAUAUCUUAAAUCUUCUGAAGCCGAUUGGCGAUGCAGAAGCAGCUACCCGAUUGGAGUACCGCGAUAUAUGUCGCGACAAAGAGCUUCUUCGAGUCAUGGGAAAGGAUAUCAGGCUAUGCUGAGUUCCGGGCCAGUAUGGGAUCGCUAAUGUGUACUGACCAUGCUGCUGAAUUAGUGAAGUCACCUCAACCUAGUCGAGGUCUCAACCAAGUCAGUUCUCGUGGCUAUUGACUAAUCCAAGGCUCUCGAUAACGACAUCCACACGUCCCACCAGCCGAGACUGAAAUAAUGGAUCUUAUACGUUGCGAAGCAACUUAGGGUAAAACAGGAUGUUCCCUGAAGGUGAUGAGAUAUCUCUGGCACUUAUAAAUCACCACUUAUCAACCGCCAACUCCUAAUGGACGAUCGUAUCAGACGAGCGACCCGCUGUGGAGUUCGUUGCAAAUGAGAAGAGGAAGAUGUUAACUGCUUCAUUUCAAUUCACUUUUUCAUAGAGAGAUCUCCAGAGACGUAAUGUUCGAUCUUCAUAAUCUGGAGCGAGAGGUUCGGCACUAUAAAAAGAGGAACAAACUCAGAAAGCGUAGCCGUUAACCUCUCACUAUCGCCCAUCGUCUAGGAUUGAUGCCAAUAAGUUAGAUUUAACCAUAUCACGCACCGAAACUAUUUAUCCCAUCAAAUACAGAAUUCCUAGGCAAAAGAACAAUGGAUAAAGACAACACACUGUCUCGGUAUGAUUCCUGCUCAGCCACCCCAACCGACCCUGUAUAUUGCCCCACUCUUCUGUAAGUUAUUCAAUCGAAUUCAUGUUUGGCAAAUUAUCCUUCCGUAUACACUACGGCCGUAAGUGAAGCAUUAAAAUAGAUAUAUGUAUUUAUUUGAUUAUUUGAAAAUCUGUCAAAUAAACCUAUUCCAAAUCAAAAUUAAGUUUUAUGAAUACUGGUGUUACUGUUUAUAACUUCCUUUAUAGAUGACUGUUUCCUGUAAAAAAAUAUUGGAAAUCUAAAUCGGGUUUAGUACCAUAAACCCAAAUAUGGAAAUAUUUGUGUUAAAUUUCGACCGGCUAGCUUUACUCGCUUGGGUGGCAGCGAUCUUUUGGCAGACAGACGUAAGGGCACAGCUAAAUCGGCUUAGAAACGUUAUGAAAAGAAUAUAUGUAUAUGCGUUUUAGGGUCUCAGAAUAAAUAUGUUUCCACAAUAAAAUUCAGAGCAACAAUAAGAAAGCAUUGGUAGAAACAAACUACUCGACAAACAAAAACUAAAUAAAAGUCCAUUAUUUAUGGUCAAAAUACAAAAAAAAAUAUUUAAA
This is a messenger RNA of Stomoxys calcitrans (stable fly), 6227 nucleotides long. RefSeq names its product calpain-C (gene CalpC). Gene Ontology annotation, biological process: proteolysis. The transcript is spliced from 2 exons. The coding region runs from base 549 to 2588 and encodes 679 amino acids. Gene Ontology annotation, cellular component: cytoplasm. Gene Ontology annotation, molecular function: calcium-dependent cysteine-type endopeptidase activity; calcium ion binding. NCBI's taxonomy places the organism in Eukaryota, Metazoa, Arthropoda, Insecta, Diptera, Muscidae. The record is from RefSeq and is a predicted model, not a curated record.